UGUUUUCAGGUCCGCACAGGGAGCAGCAAAAUCUUUCUCCAAAGAAACAUUUAAGACUGCAACAAAGAAACUGGCAUCCCCUACAAACAUGAAGAUGUCUCUAAAACACGCAACCAAGUACGCAUUUCAGGAGGUAGGGAAGCAGGGUGUAAUCACAGGAAUUAACUACGCCAUUGAUGCUGGAAUUGGGGCCAUCUUUAAAACAAUUUUAGAAAAAGCUUUCAAAGACAUGGUCAAUUCAACAGUCAAAAAGAAUGCCGAACUAGAUCUUAGUCUCACUGAGUACAUUAGCUCUGCAGUUCCUAAAGGAGCUUUGCAGAACCGCAGCAACUAUAAGAUUGACUCAAAGCUUGAACAACAAAUGAAAGAUUUAGUUCAAAAUAUGACAAAAUAUCUUAUUCCUGGCCUCAUGACUGAUGCCACCACAUCCCAAGUCAGUAAUGUUAUCAGCAGACUCUCUGAGGUGUGCAAUAAUGCAACUGACCUCGUGGCAAAAAGUGGGACACAUUGUAUUGCAAAAGGAGUCAAAAUAAGUGUAGAAAUAGCUAAACACACCACAACCUUGGUCCAAAUGAUUCAGUCCAUUCCUACAGAACAUGUUAUCAAUGACAUAUUUGUCCUCAAAUUAAAAAAAGAAAUUGAAAAGCAGCAAAAAAAUCUGGAGCAGUAUGACCAAGAUGGCAGACAUGACUUACCAGAUGUGAUUCGCUUGAAGGAUGAGUUCCUAAGCUCCAUUUCGGAAAGUGUCUCCGAAGCGUUCAUAGAUGCUUGUGCUGGUCAUAUGUCCUCUUUUGUGACGGGACAAUUCAAGAAAAAGCUCAAUGGAGUCACUGGAAAAGUUGCUGACAAUGUACUUGGCAGACACAAAACUGAGGGCUUUUUCCAGGACCGGCAGCAUAAACAUGAUAUGAAGUCAGUCAGUCAGAAGACUGGGAAAGCUCUGUCAGAGACUGAAACAAAAGAACUUCUGGACUAUGCAGAGAAGAUUGGUGAUGUUAAUCGACCAGCCUCGGCCCUGGACAUUUAUGUCCUCACAAACAGUGACCUCCUUCAUGGUAAAGGCAUCCAGUUCAAAGUGGUGGAUCAAGAUGGGACAACACUCUCAGAGGAGUCCUACCCGGGAACAAACAGCUCAGCCGGCCAAAUCACUCUACGGCUGACCAAAGAGCCUGAGAAAACACACAGUGAGAAAGGAAUCCUCUCUAAAGCAAAAGACAGAAUCCAAGGAGUGGAAAGUCCAUAYAGUGGUCACUUUGACAUCAUCCAAGAUGGCAAAGUAAUCCCUGUGCGCUCAGAGAACAAGAACUGCCUGUACCAUGCCCUAGCACAGGCAACAUCUAACAGGUCAGAGGAUGAGAUCAAGAGUCAAGCUGUGAAUCUACGAAACAAUGUUAAAGACCAGAUUAAAGGGAGCCUUCAGGAUUAUAGUGAAAUGGUUAAAACCCAGAUGGCCUAUGAUGCACUCGAGAAAAAUCAUGGAAAAUAUGCUAUAGUUGGAGGGGCCAGGAAUAGAAAACGGACGAGUGAUGGGGAAUAUGAACAUGAUAUCAGGCCCAUGAAGAAAUUUCCAUAUAGUUCCUCAAAGAUAAAUGAGUAUGACAUAGCCAAGAAGUACUACCUUGGGUUAGUUGGUCCUUAUAAAAGCGUCAAAAACUCCAAACUUUUAUCUGAUAACAUGGAGAAAAUAGUCAUUGUGGAGAGAGACCAUCAAUGCCCAGCCAUAAGAUGUCCGUUUUGA
This is a messenger RNA of Salvelinus sp. IW2-2015, 1738 nucleotides long. RefSeq lists its product as uncharacterized. NCBI's taxonomy places the organism in Eukaryota, Metazoa, Chordata, Actinopteri, Salmoniformes, Salmonidae. The transcript has 4 exons. The record is from RefSeq and is a predicted model, not a curated record. The coding region runs from base 89 to 1738 and encodes 549 amino acids.